Papilio polytes (common Mormon) is the source of this 768-nucleotide messenger RNA. RefSeq lists its product as uncharacterized. Gene Ontology annotation, cellular component: plasma membrane. Lineage: Eukaryota; Metazoa; Arthropoda; Insecta; Lepidoptera; Papilionidae. Gene Ontology annotation, biological process: sensory perception of smell; detection of chemical stimulus involved in sensory perception of smell. Bases 1 to 753 code for a protein of 250 amino acids. The record is from RefSeq and is a predicted model, not a curated record. Gene Ontology annotation, molecular function: olfactory receptor activity; odorant binding. The transcript is spliced from 6 exons.
AUGACGGGUAGUUUAAAAGAAAGUCAUCCACAAAAGUAUUAUUUAAAAAUAAUCUCUCAUUUUCUAUAUUACUUUGGUUUAGGAGAGUUUUGGUAUGAAAAAUUAACAUACAAUUAUAUACAAAAAUUAAUAUAUAAAUUGUGGGUAAUAACAUCAAAUUCGUAUAUAUUUUUAAUGAUUUUAAACGAAUUCUUAGCAUAUCGAAAAGAUUUAAACAGUAAAGAAAAAGGUAUACCAAUACGAACAGAAGUUACAUAUUUUCCGAAUCAAGAAUAUUCCGGUUUCUCAGUAAACCUGUUAAGAUUCCUUAUUCAAUUCCAUUGGUGGUUUUUAUUGGCUAUCAUAUGUGCUAGAAAAAUUCAAAUGUCGUUCGGAAAACUCUACACCGUACAAGUCGUGGAAAGUAUUUCAAUGCUUGCGAUAUGUCUUCUUAAACUUACGACAUCUGUACAAGAUAUCGCUUCAUUAGUAAAGAAUUUCAUGUUUAUCUCAUGUGUGCUUUUAUUGAACGGAACAUACAUGAUGUCUGGAGGUGACGUUACUUAUGAGGCGUCUUUGAUCUCGGAUUCCGUUUUCCACUGCGGUUGGGAAUACGGUAAGUCGCGCAGGGGUCUGCGUAGUCUGGUCGUGGUUACGUUGCAGCAAAGUCAGGUGCCGAUACGCAUGACUGCUUUCGGCGUCUUAAGUUUAUCUUAUAACAGUUUCAUUACAGUUCUACGACUUUCGUAUUCAUUUUUUGCCGUAAUGUAUUAGUUGAAAUGAAAACAG